UAAUUACACAUUAUUAAAGGCAGCUGUUGGUAGUCGGUUAAUGUUGUUUGGUUCGUCAGUUUGAAGUACUUUUGUUUCGGUAGACAUGAGCGCUUCAGGCGGAACACCUUAUAUCGGCAGUAAAAUCAGUUUGAUAUCGAAGGCGCAGAUUCGGUAUGAGGGCAUCUUGUCCUCUGUGGACACAGAAAGGUCCACGGUUGCUUUGGCCAAAGUGAAAUCGUGUGGGACAGAAGACCGGCAUACUGACAGGCCAGUACCUCCUAAAGAUGAAACCUAUGAGUACAUAAUCUUCCGAGGGAGUGACAUCAAGGAUAUUACAGUGUCUGAACCACCAAAACCACACUAUGGACUGCCUCAUGACCCUGCUAUUGUAAAGUCCUCUAUUGGGAGCCCAUCUGGUGUGCAUCACCCACGCUGGAGUCCAUACAGGGACAUGGUGCCCACCUACAACCAAAUGGCUGCUAGUUCUCUCCUUAACCAGCAGUAUGCUGCUGCACUGGGUCUAGUACCUGGAAUUCGCAGCAUCCCAACCAGAAGGGUUCCCAUGGUUGAACAAGCUGUCCAAACUGUGCCAUUGACCACUGGUAGCCAGAAAAGGGUAAAAUUGUCAACCCAGCCGCAGGUACAAAGACCUGUCCACUCAAUGCAGCCCACAGCCCAGAAUACUUCCCAGGCAGAGAAGGAGAAUGUUCCCAACAUUGAGGCGGAAUCUCAGCCCAGCAUAGGGAAGGAUGAAGACAAACCACCUGAGAACCAGAAACGAAGGCAAAAGCAAGGCAAUCGCAGAUCCAGGAACCGAAGCAGAGGCCAACUUCUCGCAAAAAACUCAAAAGCUAAAACUUUACAGUUUGAGUCAGACUUUGACUUUGAAACAGCAAAUGCUCAGUUUGAGGAUGAUCUGACAAAGGAGUUUCAUGCAGAUCAGAUGAGUUCUAGUGAGCACGAGAACAGCCAGGAUGUGAUGGAGGAAAUACUUCACCCCAAGUACUACGAUAAGGCAAAAUGCUUCUUUGACAAUGUGUCUUCAGACCUUAAGCCCAGCAGGACCACUUGGGCUGAGGAGAAAAAGCUGAACAUGGAAACAUUUGGGGUGCCUGGACGCUUUCUGAGGGGCAGAGCACGCCGGGGACGAAGCUCCACCCAACAGCGCCCACUCCCUAAAAUGGGUAGUGGGAGGGUGUGAAGGUUUUUGGUUAUUUGAAUUUUUUUUUCUCCUUAUUUAAUAGCAUCUCUCAUGUCUUUAUUUUCCUUUGCUUUCAAAUCUGCAUUGCAUAUUGUACUCUAAAUGUUUAUGUAAUGAGAGCAAUUUGUUUUCUUGACUUUAAAAAAAGUCACGGCAUGCAGCCUGGCUUGUCAAACUUUCUUUUGACUAUGGUCAUGAAAUUGUCUAGGCUGUCAAAAUAAAAGUCCUUUAUGGAUGUU
Messenger RNA from Thalassophryne amazonica, 1422 nucleotides. Its product is annotated as protein LSM14 homolog B-like. Bases 86 to 1183 code for a protein of 365 amino acids. Lineage: Eukaryota; Metazoa; Chordata; Actinopteri; Batrachoidiformes; Batrachoididae. The record is from RefSeq and is a predicted model, not a curated record. Gene Ontology annotation, molecular function: mRNA binding. The transcript has 8 exons.